Messenger RNA from Pleurotus ostreatus (oyster mushroom), 885 nucleotides. RefSeq lists its product as uncharacterized. Lineage: Eukaryota; Fungi; Basidiomycota; Agaricomycetes; Agaricales; Pleurotaceae. Gene Ontology annotation, cellular component: transcription factor TFIIE complex. The record is from RefSeq and is a predicted model, not a curated record. Gene Ontology annotation, biological process: transcription initiation at RNA polymerase II promoter. The transcript has 6 exons. The coding region runs from base 1 to 885 and encodes 294 amino acids.
AUGUCGAAACUAGCCAAGGACGCAGCGGCUUUCAAGAGCGUUCUUCACCGCCAGGACUACACCUCAUGGCACUCACAACCCCCACCAGCACGCGCUGAUCAUCCAGCCGCGGCCCCAGCUCCUGCAGCAAGUUCUUCUAAGGAGCCGUCAUCGGAGAAGAGUUCGAAGCGUGCCAAGAGCAAUAUCGUAUACUCUCAGCCCGCAGACACCGGGACGGGGACGAAUGUGAACACGCAGCUUGUAUACGCCGUCAACUAUCUCAAGUCGACUCCAAAUCCCAUGCGCCUGCAAGAUAUUGCUAUCGUAACCAACAUUCCGCUAGAUGUCGACCGUGUUCUCCUCGAGAAAUUCAAAGCCCACGAUAAAGUACAAUGGGAUCCGAAAACAGAUCUCUAUUCGUAUAAACACGAGUUCAAUUUCCGUAAUAAAGCCUCGCUGCUUACCGAAAUCCAACGACAAACCCGCAAAGGAGGGGGGAUACCGGUUCGUGCGCUGAAGGAGUCAUGGAAGGAGGCACCGGCGGCGAUCGAGGAGCUAGAGAAGGAAGGAGAAGUUCUUGUAACGCGAACUGCUAAAGAUGGGCAGCUCAGAAUGGUGUUUUGGAAUGAGAUCAAACCGACGGAGGACUCGGGAGGGAUGCCUGUCGAGAAAGAAUUCAUAGACCUCUGGCAUUCACUUAAGGUUCCAAACGAUGUUGAUCUGCUCAGGCAGCUCGCUUCAGAGGGAUUGCAAGUGACGGCUGCCGAAGCUGUAGCACCGAAGGCGCCAGCUGGGAAGAAGAAAAAGAAGGGCAGCGCACCGCGGCAGAGGCAAGUCAAGAUUACGAAUACGCAUUUGAAGGGGGAAAUCGAUCUGUCGAAGGACUUCGUUGCACCUGGGAAGUAA